Messenger RNA from Rhagoletis pomonella (apple maggot), 1840 nucleotides. RefSeq names its product relaxin receptor 2-like. Gene Ontology annotation, molecular function: protein binding. Bases 638 to 1840 code for a protein of 400 amino acids. NCBI's taxonomy places the organism in Eukaryota, Metazoa, Arthropoda, Insecta, Diptera, Tephritidae. The record is from RefSeq and is a predicted model, not a curated record. The transcript has 8 exons.
UUGAUAGCCAAUAUAAAGUACGAGUAAUAUUUAUGUUGAUGUACUCCAUGAAUAUUGUGAAUAAAAUUAUUUGUCUUUGAACUGGUCAAAAGAAUAUAAAAGGGAAAAAAUAAAAGUAAAAAAAAAUAAAUAUUAAUAUCCGGUAUAAUCAUGUCGCUAAUGUCGCCGUUAAUGAUAUUGACGACAGCAGAGUCUAGCUCUGGUGCCGUAGCUCUGCGUAGAUGCGCGAUAUUAACGGUACCAACGAAAAGCAGCGUGAUUAAUCGUUAAACGACGCGGAAGCGCUUUGUCUGGUAAUUGUUGUCACGUGACAGAAUAACAUUUAAAACGGCUAGCAGUGGGGCGGGCGUCUGCUUGCAGCUACAACGCCAAAAAAAAAAAAACAACUUCAAGUGAAAGCGCACUUAAUUACAUUGAAGAGGACUCACGUAAACGUCACUUUGCCAAAAAAAAGAAAAUGCCAACGUCUGAAGGAAAAACAAAGAUGAAAGUUUAAUACAAAAUACACAUACUAAACGUAAAAGCGUGCGUAAAAAGGAUUUUCAUUUAGCAUCAAAUAUACACAGAUAGAUGACACAAGUUGCUGCCCGCAACAACGCUACGCCGAAAUAAAUUCUACUUUCUGCACGCUUAAAGUAUGGUUUAUGGACGCAGCAUCGCUAUCGGUGGCUGCCUGCUGCUUUCGGUCAUUACACUCUCGGCAAUAAUAUUCUAUUUGAGUUUGGGACCCUGCCCGCAGGGAACCUUCGCCUGCGAUGGCAAUACGUUGUGCGUGCCACAGCGCCAAAUAUGCGACAAUCGCACAGAUUGUGAGGAUGGCAGCGAUGAACACCCGGUCGAGUGUGGCCUACUUUAUGGCAGUAAGGCGCUGACCGAUAAAAUUGUCGGCAAUGCGAUUGAACGUAGACGGCAACAACAACAACAACAAAGACAAAAACAGCGGCAGCAGCAGCAGCAGAGCGGGCAAUUUCUUGACGGAGCAGCAGGAGAAUUGAUGAAUGUGACAAGCGUGGGAGUGCCACCAGAGGAGGAAGAAUCCAUUGACACUGUUGGCGGUGGGCAGCGUACGCAAGUAAUUGCCAGCGCUGGCGGCAGCAGUAGUAGUGUGGGCAACAUGUAUGCCAGCGGUGGCAACGAUGAAGUUGCGAACUGUGAAAUUACAACAUAUCCUAAAGGUGUAUGCACUUGUCGACAGCGUACAAUAUUGUAUUGCGGCCGCAAAGCGAAAUUGACGCGUAUACCGCGCUUAAGUGCAGAAGUGACGUACUUGAUGAUCGGCCGCAGUAAUUUGACACUGCGUGAGAAUGCCUUUAUUGGACUGAAACGCUUGGUGAAGCUCUCACUGAAGCAUUGCAACAUAUCGCAUGUGCCGCUGGGCACAUUUAAUGGCCUACACCAGUUGGAGAAAUUGGAUGUGCGGCACAAUAAUAUCAGCGCGCUGCCAGUCGGCACAUUUCGUGGCAUGAACUUUUUGGUGUGGCUUUUCUUCAUCUCGAAUCAAUUGCGUCAGUUGCCGUUGGCACAAUUUGCGGACAUGCCACGCCUUGAAUGGCUGAUGCUGAGUGAUAAUUUACUCACACUUCGUAACGAGAGAUUUCCGCACAUGCCGCGUCUAUAUGAAAUCUAUUUGGAUUCAAAUCGCAUUGAAUACAUUGCAGAGGAUACCUUUGCUCAUUUGACUAAUUUGAAUUUGCUAGAUCUCAAUGAAAAUCGCAUCGCACACAUACAUCCGCGUGCCUUUUGGGGCUUAAAUGACAUCAGAGAUAUUUGUGUCACAGGUGGCGAGUUUAAUGAAGAACCCAGUCCUGUAUCGCCACGCGAUAGCAAUAAUGAGGUUUAA